Molecule: messenger RNA, 777 nt
Organism: Oikopleura dioica
Lineage: Eukaryota; Metazoa; Chordata; Appendicularia; Copelata; Oikopleuridae
Source: the annotation of a GenBank genome assembly
AUGAUAGACCAUCAAAAAUUGAAAAAGAUCUUUUGCUGCAUAAUUGUCGCUGGGAUCGCUACAGUCCUCAUUCAAAUAACAUCACAGAGUGUCUCAACAAAGAAAAUUAUUCAAGCGAAACAGGCAGAAUUGACGCUGAAUCAGACUGAAUUUUCAGACUUACAAAUGAAAGUCCACGGGCGAUCGAAACACUUGAAAAAGAUCUGCUCGGAAAUGAAAGAAAAAGGAGCAAAGUUUUCAGUUUCAGAUUAUGUGAAAGAACGGCUGCUCGUGGACUUGGAGAAAAAGAUUCUCUUCUGUCCGAUUCCCAAAGCAGGAAGCUCUAAUUGGAAGCGGAUCUUCGCGAAAUUGACAACAGAAAAUUAUGACGAAGUGGACGAUUUGUUAGAAAUAAGAAAAGUACAUCAUAUUCAACUGCCAGUGCUUUCGGAUUUCUCUGGUGAAAAGCAGAAAAAGAUUCUCAAAGAUUUCAGAAAAUCCAAACAAAUUCAACAACCACUGGCAAAGAUACUGGGACCUUUGCCAGCCCUGUGCUUUAGAGUACGAUUUCAUCGGAACCGCGGAAAACUACCAAAAGAAGCAGAACUACUCGUGCGGACUUUGAACAUUACUGUAACUUUCCCAGAACAUGAAGCAAAAACCACAGCUGAGUCUAGUUUAGAAGUGUUCGGGAGCCUUUCCAAGGCUUAUCUGGCGAAGCUGUACAAUAUUUAUAAAAUCGACUUCGCAAUCUUCAACUACACUAUCGACCACUUUGUACAGUUAACCAAGAGCUAG